CAAAACACUCAACACACAACAACAACACAAUGGCAGGAAAGAAGUCUACCAAGAAGAAGGACCCAAACGCACCAAAGAAACCAAAGACUGGUUAUUUCUUGUUCUGUGAUGAACACAGAGAAGCUGCCAAGGCUAAGACUGGUGAAAAGAAGAGUGCCAGUGAAGUAAGCAAAGUCUUGGGAGAAAUGUGGAAUUCAUUAAGUGAUGAACAAAAGAAGCCAUACAAUGACAAGUACAAGAAGUCUUUGGAUGGAUACAAUGCUCAAAUGGAAGAAUAUAAGAAGAAUAAGCCAUCUUCAGAAGAUGAAGAAGAAUCCGACUCUGAUGGUGAAAAGAAGAAGAGAAAGAGAGGAAGCAAAAAGGCCAAAAAGGAUAAGGAUGCUCCAAAGCGACCACUCACUUCAUACAUGAUCUUCUCUCAAGAAAUGAGAAAGAAGCUCUUGGAAGAGGAUAGUACCCUUAAAGUAACAGAAGUUGCCAAGAAGGUUGGUGCUUUGUGGAAGAAAAUGUCUGACGAACAAAAGAAGCCAUACAUUGCUCAGGCUGAAAAAUUGAAGGCUGCCUACAAAGUUCAAAAGGAAGAAUAUGAUGCCACUCACGAAACUAAGGCACCAGCAAAGAAGAAGACCAAGAAGGAAUCGGAAUCAGAAGAAGAAGAAAGUAGCGAAGAAGAAAGCGAUGAUGAGUAAAUAAUCAACACCCUAAGUUAAUUGUAAAUGUAAAAAUCAAUUAGACCAAAAUAUAUUUAUUUAAUUUUUAAA
Naegleria gruberi is the source of this 761-nucleotide messenger RNA. RefSeq lists its product as uncharacterized. Lineage: Eukaryota; Heterolobosea; Eutetramitea; Acrasida; Naegleriidae. The coding region runs from base 30 to 689 and encodes 219 amino acids. The record is from RefSeq and is a predicted model, not a curated record. The transcript has a single exon.